CGCAGGUGAGCGCUGCUUCCGGGGUCGGGAGCCCCGGAUCGCUCCAUCUACCUGCGCGGGAGUCACAGCCGGACCGCCCGGCCGGCCAUGGCGUCCUCUUCCGUCCCGCCGGCCUCGGCCCCGCCGGCCACCGCCACCCCCGGCCCGGGCUUCGGCUUCGCCUCCAAAACCAAGAAGAAGCAUUUCGUGCAGCAGAAGGUGAAGGUGUUCCGGGCGGCCGACCCGCUGGUGGGCGUGUUCCUGUGGGGCGUCGCCCAUUCGAUCAAUGAACUGAGCCAGGUGCCUCCUCCAGUGAUGCUGCUACCGGACGACUUUAAGGCCAGCUCCAAGAUCAAAGUCAACAAUCACCUUUUCCACAGGGAAAAUCUGCCAAGUCAUUUUAAGUUUAAGGAGUACUGUCCUCAAGUCUUCAGGAACCUCCGUGAUCGAUUUGGCAUUGAUGACCAGGAUUACUUGGUUUCCCUUACUCGAAGCCCCCCAAAUGAAAGUGAAGGCAGUGAUGGUCGCUUCCUUAUCUCCUAUGAUCGGACACUCGUCAUCAAAGAAGUAUCCAGUGAGGAUAUCGCUGACAUGCAUAGCAACCUUUCCAAUUACCACCAGUACAUUGUGAAGUGCCAUGGCAAUACACUGCUACCCCAGUUCCUGGGCAUGUACCGAGUUAGCGUGGACAAUGAAGACAGCUACAUGCUCGUGAUGCGCAACAUGUUUAGCCACCGCCUUCCUGUGCACAGAAAGUAUGACCUGAAGGGUUCCCUAGUUUCCCGAGAAGCCAGCGAUAAAGAAAAGGUAAAGGAACUGCCCACCCUGAAGGAUAUGGACUUCCUCAAUAAGAACCAGAAAGUUUAUAUUGGUGAAGAGGAGAAGAAAGUCUUCCUGGAGAAGCUGAAGAGAGAUGUGGAGUUCCUUGUGCAGCUGAAGAUCAUGGACUACAGCCUUCUGCUGGGCAUCCACGACAUCAUUCGGGGCUCUGAAUCAGAAGAGGAGGGGCCUGUGCGGGAGGAGGAGUCGGAGGGGGACGGAGACUGUGGCCUGACUGGACCUCCAGCUCUGGUGGGCUCUUACGGCACCUCCCCAGAGGGCAUCGGAGGCUACAUCCAUUCCCACCGGCCCCUGGGCCCCGGCGAGUUCGAAGCCUUCAUUGAUGUCUAUGCCAUCCGGAGUGCUGAGGGGGCCCCCCAAAAGGAGGUAUAUUUUAUGGGCCUCAUUGACAUCCUGACACAAUAUGACGCCAAGAAGAAAGCAGCUCACGCAGCCAAAACUGUCAAGCAUGGGGCUGGGGCGGAGAUCUCUACGGUCCAUCCUGAGCAAUAUGCGAAGCGAUUCCUAGAUUUUAUUACCAACAUCUUUGCCUAAGAGACUGCCUGACUCCAUGAUGACUGCUGCUUUAAGUUCAAGGUGGUGGGGUUCUGAGAAGCUGGAGGGAAUGUGGAUAUUCUGGCCACUAGUACUUCUUUUCCUCCUUCGCCAGUUCAGGCGAUGUGCUCUUCCAUCUCCAUAACUAUCUUAUUGAAUCGGCUCCUCCUGGAUCUCAGAAAUGCAUCGUCCUUUCUUCCUUUUGUCCAGUCAUCAUAGUUCCCCUUGCCUGCACCCCCCCUCGCCCCAACAUGUUUGCUUGCUACCUUAGAGUGUUCGUGUUGACUCUCCCAAGUGCCUUGAUCUUUGUCAAAUGUCCUGUUGUUUCUAAAACAAAGGAAGAGCUGGGGGUUAGGGGGCUGUUUGCCUGGCUGACAGCUGGGCCUCCUCAAGCAACUACUCUGGAAGCACUUUACUGUGUGUAGAACUAGUGUCUGAAUUUUGCUGACAACCUUAUAUAUCCCAGUGUGGCAUGCUUCUUUCCGAGUAUACCCUGGGAUGGAGGACUUUCAGAACACUACAAAUUUGGGUGCAGGCACACAUACAUUACAGGCUAUGGCCAAUCUCAUAUACUGGGUGGGGGUGAGGAUGGGGGGAAGUGGUCAGGGGAACUGGCACCUCAGGGAGAUGGGACCUAAGGAUGCUGUGAUUAUGUAACUAUUUGGAGAGGGUCUCUCUCAAGGAUGGUCUACUCUCCGGUCAUUUUCACCUCCCACCCCUCACUUCUGUGCUCUCCUCUCUCUUCGUGGGUGUGGGGGCUUGGAAUCGGCCAGAGUGUUCAUGCCUGGUUGAGGGCUUUCGCUGCUGCUUAUCACUGGCGUCUCACACCACUUCCAGGACUGGAAUCUUCAGUGAGGUGUGGGCGCUUCUGGAGGCAGAGGUGGUGGGUGGGCCUCAUGUUAGAUUUCUUCUCUUCAGAUCUAGCUGUUUCUGUUUAGUCCGAACAGAAGGGACCAACUCUCCCUGGGUCUGCCCUAGUCAUUUCAAGAGAAUGGAGGUCUCUGUGUAGGGCCCCCCUCUCCCCUGCCAUCCCCUGUGUAUGUGCCUAGAAUACUUCCUCCCCCUUUCCCUUCUCUAGCCCUUUUCCCCGUUGUAUUUGUUAUUCUGUUCUCUUCUGUCCCAUCUUAGACUGCUACUGUGUCUCUCAGGGGACAGAUGGCCUUCUUUGUCAUCUUCACUCUCCACCCCCAGAGAGGAGCCAGAGCCAUAACUCAAUCAUCUGCCCCCUCCAAACACAGUUUUGUUGAUUUUAGCAUGAUAAUCACACCAAGUAGAGGACCCUGGUGAAGCAGGUCGACUCCUCCCUUUUUUGCUGCCUUCCAUCCCUUUGAGGCUUCUACUUGAUUUUUGUGUGUUUGCUUGUAACAUGAAGAGCAGUCCCAAUAAAUAAAAGACCUGCAGUGACACAAGCCUUCUUGCCCUGUAUCUGACAAAACUGAUAAGUCUCACGAGAAGAUGUGGGCUAGAAAGGAGAUUGUUCCUCUCCUUCAGUCUCUGUGCCACACGUUUUGAAGUAAAAGAAGAGUCCCCGGUUAAGGUUUGAGUCCCACAUAUUCUAUUCCUGUCAGAAGCCUCCUGGAUCUUAUUCAUUCCAACUGUACCUUUCCCCUGUUGAAUGCAAUAAAACUCCAUGACACCAGCAACCGUUGUUCUUUGACCAUGUGGCUAAUGUAUCAUGAGCGGUAUGGUCUUCAUCAUUCGUUGCUUCUGUUUUCAUCUUUUAUUAAUAAAAAAAAAAAAGGAUGGUGUGUAUUUACUUCCUUUGCUGUCACUAUAUAAAAAAUAAAUUAUUGAAUCCAAA
Molecule: messenger RNA, 3154 nt
Organism: Suncus etruscus (white-toothed pygmy shrew)
Lineage: Eukaryota; Metazoa; Chordata; Mammalia; Eulipotyphla; Soricidae
Gene: PIP4K2C
Product: phosphatidylinositol-5-phosphate 4-kinase type 2 gamma
Exons: 10
Coding region: 88-1353 (421 amino acids)
Biological process (GO): phosphatidylinositol metabolic process
Molecular function (GO): phosphatidylinositol kinase activity
Source: RefSeq, a predicted model, not a curated record